This is a messenger RNA of Solanum pennellii, 2115 nucleotides long. RefSeq lists its product as uncharacterized. NCBI's taxonomy places the organism in Eukaryota, Viridiplantae, Streptophyta, Magnoliopsida, Solanales, Solanaceae. The record is from RefSeq and is a predicted model, not a curated record. Gene Ontology annotation, biological process: asymmetric cell division. The coding region runs from base 679 to 1932 and encodes 417 amino acids. The transcript has 3 exons.
AAAUAUAGCUAAUAACCAUAUAAUUUUUUUUAGAAGAAUACAUGGUUCUGUUUGAAGUAGGAGUAACGUAAAAUUGUCUUUGUGUGAUUUAUAUGUCAUAAGUUCGAGCCGUAAAAUUGUGUCUAUGUGAUUUAUAUGUCAUACGCUCGAAUCAUAAAGUUGUCACUGUCUGAUUUAUAUUAAAGAAAAAUUAUUCAAUUUAUUUAUACUUUUUUUUUUAGGAUCAUCUACAAUCUAAUGUUGAACAAAUUUUAGCAGAAAAAUCUCUCCCUUCAAUAUAGUAGUGAUGUUUAGAUCAACUUGUACGUUAGCUAUUGCUUUCUCGUAUGUGUAUUUGCUAAAUCUAUCCAUCGAGGCUUAGACUGAUGAGAAGAAAUUUCUAGAAGGCUUUUUUGUUUUUGGUAUUAGAGUUUUAUAGCUAGUAAUGAAUAGCAUGUUUGGAAUUUCCAUUUUUUUUGUGUGUUUGUGAGACAGAGCUAGGAUUUGAACUUAACGUGUUCUAAAUUCUAGGAUAGGCGAUAUUAGGUGUUAGUAAUUGAGUUCUGAAUUUAAAAUUUUGUACAUAUAUUUACUAGAUUUCUUAAUUAGCACAAAUACAGAGUUUGGACUAAAGUUACUGGUUAAGCGGAACUUGUAGGUAACCUUCUAGCUCCGCCCCUAAUAGAUCAAGACUUGUAUAUGGAGUUUUGGGUUGUUGUAGCAGCUGCAGGAGCAGGUUAUGUAGCACAAUAUUUGCAAAGUUCAUCAGAUGAAAAGGGCAACUUAUUAGUAGAUAACAAGAAGAAUUUGUUGCAUCAACUACGCGAAAAAGUGUGUCCUUUUCAUAUAUUAGCUCGAAAAAGAGCUAAAAAGGAUGUCUCAGAUGAUGAAGAAGUUUCCAGAUUCAGACAUCUUAAUCUUGAUUCAUCAGAUUGCCUCGAGAAAGAUUCAUUUUGUCCAUCCUCAGCAAAAGAAUAUACAGGUACCAGGAACAAAGAUUCUGGUGGAUCAUUCAAUACAACAGGGCUACCAAAUGGAAUGGCUCUAUUCUAUAUGGGAAUUGUUAGUGGCAUGGUGUCUGCUGUUAUUGCAAACAGAAAAGAGAUAGAAAAGGUGAAUGAGAAGUUAAAAUGGACCAAGAAUUUAGUUCAGAAGUUAGAAAAUGAGCUCAAUGUGAAAGAGAUUGCUAAUGAUGAUUAUGAGAAUCCAAAUCUAUGUAGUCCCUCGAUGUCAACUGUUGAUGAACCAACAAGUGAAGCAGAGAAACACGAGUCGAUGAGCGAAAUUGAGGCAGAGCUUGAAGCUGAAUUAGAAAGGUUGGAAAUCAGCUUGGAGGUUUCAAACUUUGAAAGAAUAUCUGAUUGUGUUGAGCUAAAUCCAGAAGAUGAAAUAAAUGUGGUUCGUGGAGACUUGAAACUAGAUUGCCUCAAUGUGCAGAGCCCUGAUUCAUCAGGAUCAGAGAGUGGAACUUGGAUUGAUCAUUCUAAACCUGCCAACCAUCCUGUUUCCCCGAGGGAGCUAAGCUCGCGUCUGCAUGAGGUGAUAGAAUCCAGGCUAGAAGCUCGAAUUAAGGAGCUCGAAACAGCCCUUUAUCAUAGCCAAAAUAGAGCUUGUUCAUUGGAAACACAACAUAAUCUCUCUCAAAAGGCCUUUGCAUUGCGCGAUUCAGAGUCCUCUUCAUGUCUACAAAGUCCAGAUUGGUAUCAUGAGGCUGAUGAAGAGACCAUCAGUAUCAUGCAUGGAAGUGAAAAUGCUUUUGACACUAAUACAAGAACCCCUCCUUUUGAUGGAGGAUUGAUUGAUAGCCCAAACGAAGAACAGGGUGGCCUGGUUCACGAACGUAAGCAGCCUACCUUGAUACAAUUAUUAAAGACAGAAUCCAUGGCUCAAACCCGUGAGCUACAUGUCACACGGAAACAACAUUACUAUUGCUCCAAAGUUCCCAUUCAUUGAUAGACCAGAUAUGAUGGGAAAAUGAUCAUUAUCUAUAUUAUGUUGUCUUCUGUUAUUUUUUAUGUUACAUUGGUAUCUUCUUACAACUCUUUUGAGUAUAGAGACAAAAUGUGCAGUAUACAUGUAAAGAUUGAAGAAUUUUUUAUAGAUUAAUAGACAUUAGGGAUAGGGUGUUAUUCCGUA